This is a messenger RNA of Epinephelus fuscoguttatus (brown-marbled grouper), 8545 nucleotides long. It is a transcript of the gene nhsl1a, whose product is annotated as NHS-like 1a. The transcript is spliced from 9 exons. Lineage: Eukaryota; Metazoa; Chordata; Actinopteri; Perciformes; Serranidae. Gene Ontology annotation, biological process: cell differentiation. Bases 96 to 6077 code for a protein of 1993 amino acids. The record is from RefSeq and is a predicted model, not a curated record.
CUGCCGUCUGUCUGCUGCAGCCUCAGGAGUGUGUGUGUGUGUGUCCGCUGUCAGUGUGUGUAUGUGUGUGUGUGUGCGUGUGUGGCGUCGUCGUUAUGGUUCUGAUCGGAGCGGCCAUCAAAUCCGUCCUCAAAUAUCUUAACAAGACCAGAGCAGGGGACAGGGACAGUAAGUGGUCUGUUCACUACACUACCCAGAAGCCCCAGCAGGGUCUGCUCUUCGUCCCUGGAAAGAGACGGUCCGGCAGCGCUGAUGACCUUCGAGGUCAGAGGUUGACAGGAAGCAGCGUCUCAGCAUGUAACGGGCUGACUCAGCAUGGUUACAGCCGAACAGUCGGUUCUCAGCUGCACCCGCCCGGCCCCACCCCCCGCCCAUCCUCCUCUGGCCUCGACCAAUCAGAGGGCAGCAAAGCGCGCAGAGGGUGGAAGGACAAAAGCAGGAGGAUGUCCUCAGCGUGCUCAGAUGAAGAGGAGAGGUUCAUCUUGAACAACACGCGACCUCUGACCCCCCUGGUCCUCAACCCCGUCCACCGCACCUCCUGUUGGGAAGUCUUUGCCCCCACUUAUGAGCUGACAGCGGACACGGAGAUAGAGCCGACCCCCCGGCUUCCGACUCCAGAGGAGAGGAUGAGGCAGCAGGCGGAGGCAGUCCCAGCUGAUAUAGUCCCAAUCAAUAUAACAGGAGCAAGUUUUGAUCGUCAGGCCAGCUUUCGAAAAGUGGUUUCUAACACCGACUCGUUAUCCCGGCAACCCCGCAACCUGAGCCGCCGCAAGACAGUAACCGGGGUACCUGAUGAUGUCAGCAGGAAACGUGACUCUCCUUCGGUUUCUUCCAUUCUUCCUGGUCAGUUCUCCACCGUUGGUCGAACUGCCUCAUCCUCCUGCAACUCUGCCCACCAACAGGAGAACAAAGGGGAGGAGGUGGAAAGGGGAGAGGUCAGAGUGGAGGGGCAGGUCCCAGCAAGGAGGAUCCGAGCCCCAAGAGGAAGGGGAAUGUCCAGCCUCAUGGCCUCUCUUACCUCCUGCCCACCCGUCGACUACUCUUCAUCCUCCUCAGAGGUCCACAGCCUCCCCCGCAUGGCAACCAACUCCUCCCUGAACUCUGAGGCCAGCUGUAGCAGUGCCUCCUACAGGACACUCAGUGCCUCCUCCUCUUGUUGCCAGUCGCAGGAUCUACAGGGUUUCCCCAGCGACCUCCAGCCCCUGCUGCCCUUUGACCCCACUGCCAGAGUCAUCCCCCAGUCUCCCUCCUCCUCCUCCUCUUCUUUACCUUCCUCCCCAGUCACCUCCUCCCUCCCCAGUACCCCCAGCCGUGCCCUGCAACCAGAGUGGUCUUACCCUAGCAAUAAGUCCCUGAAUGAGGCUGCCCAACAUCGCAGUUCCCUGUCCUCCUCCCACUACCUCUCUUCCUCUUCCAUCGCGGAGUCUGAGUCAGGGUUUGGCUACCAGACUCUGGAUGACCAGACCCCCACCCAGCAAGAGACGUGGAACUACCAGCCCCUGUCUCCCAGCUCCAGCAUCCAUAGCAGCCAGACCGGGAGUGACUGGACAGGCAUUACCCAGGAAAUGAGAUGUGUUUCUGGGGAAGGUUGGAGCUGCGAUCCCCUGCUUUCCUCUGGUCGCUCCACCCCCUCUCACGCUGACUGCAACUCUUUGUGUUCAGAGAAGAGGCCCACCUCUCCCUUGCUAAAUUGGGAGAAAAGAAAGCACAGCACUUCCUCUUCAUACUCGUGCAGCAGCACACGCAGCAUCUCCCUCCGCAAGUCCAAGCGCCCGCCUCCUCCGCCAUUGCGCUCUGACUCUCUGAGGCGCCGCCCGGGUCGUAGCAAACCCUCCCGCUCCUCCUCUAGUCCCCGUCCGGUGUGGAGCCCCCACCUGGAGCACACCACCCAUCAGACCCCUGCAUCAUCCCCACAGACCUUUGAUGACCCCUGGGUACCCCGAAGCAGCACCAAAAGACGCCAGAGUGGGUUUAACUGUGGGACAGUAACAACCUUUGAACCUCUAAGCCCUGACUGCCAGGCGGCUACCUCCACUGAUGAUCCUACUACUGAACAGCUACUGCCGAGCUCCGGGCACCCACAUGCCCACGUCUUCACUCCUGAGUCUCCAGGCUCAGAGGAGGGGCUAAAACUUUCUCUCAACCCCCAACCAGCUGCCUCUUCUGUGGCCGGGCUUCAGCGCCUUGCUUCACCAUCCAGUGGCUACUCCAGCCAGUCCAACACCCCUACACCUGGCACUCCUGUGUCCUCCCCCCUCUCCCCCUCCUCGCCUCUCGCAGCAAGCCCUGGAGCCUUCUCCCUCCCCCCGACCUCCCCCUUCUCCUCUUUACACUCAUCUUCCUUCCCCCUGUGCCCUGCCGUCUCCUCCGUGCCCAGGGUGAUGUCUCAGGCCGAAGGGAAGCCGAAGCCACCGGUGCCAGAGAGGAAGUCGUCACUCUUCUCAUCCCUGUCCUCCUCAUUUUCCUCCACCUCCUCCCUCUCCUCUUGCACCUCCUCAGACUCCUCUGCCAAGCAUCCUCUUCUCCCCGCCCCACCUCCUCCUCCUCCUCUACCAAAGUCUUCCUCUCCUUCGCCUCCUGUCUUCUACUCCCCCUUUCCCGAGUCCCUUCCUCCACCUCCUCCUCUUCCUCAGCCCUGCCAGCCUGCUCCUUCCUUCACCAAACUCUCUGCUGCUCCUCCUCCUCUACCAUCAUCCCUUCCUCCUCCACCUCCCCCACCUCCUCCCCCUCCUCCUCUUCCACCCUCAUCCCUCCCUAGUCCUCCUCCUCUACCUCCUUCCUCACGGCCUCCUCCUCCCCCCUACUCCUACACUGUCAGACAGACCUCCCACGGUCUUGUGUCCACCACGUCAUCAUCAACCAACUUCCCUCCUCCACCAACCUCUCCCCCUCUGCCCCCAUCUUCUCCUCUCCCUCCCUCGUCAGAACUCUCAGAAUUGCCAAUUGCUGAUCUUCCUCCACCACCACCACCACCUCCUCCUCCUCUCCCCGCAUCCCCUGCCACCCCCCUUUCCCCACCAGGCCUUGGCAAGUCCCCAAACCUCUAUGUUAAAGUGGCCACGACCCCCUGCCCUCUGGUCACUGCCCAAGCUUUGCAGGGUGUCAAACUCCGCUCCAUCAAGAACGAAAAAGGUCUCACUAGCAUCAUGCUAACUGAUGCUGCAUCUGCUGAUGCUACACCACAUAACCAAGCUGACACAUUGUCAGCUGAUGCUAAUCAUGCUAAUACUCUCCCUGAUCUACCAAACAAAGAAGUUCCUCCAGGCAGUGCUGCGCUGGCUAAUGCUAAUCUUGAUAGCCAGGCUAGCACUGAAGAUACACUAGUUGGAGCUGGAUCACAAAAUGCUGCCUGUCAUCUCUGGAGCAAUGAACCCAACAUAACUUUAACAGGUAAUGCUAAUGUCAAUUGCCCUGCUAAUGGUUUUGCAAAGCGACCUGGAUGCAAAUCUGAUCAUGAUAACCACAACCUUCACAACCUUACAAAACGUGAUGUGGGGACAUCCAAAGAAGAGUCAUCUUAUACUAAUCUAGUGAGCAUAGGAGGCAUUGCCGCUAGCCCAGCUAACCAAAGAUGCUCUGGGCCGAAGGUAACCAACGGGGAAACUCCUCAAGACAUCCAGUACAAUGAACAGGAGAAGGAAAACUCAGUCCCCAGCUCAGAUAGUCCCUGGGUCAAAAUGCCUUGUGGUGCUGACAUAAACCACAAAAACACAAUUAUUCAACAUCCGUUUUUGCACCAACCGGUCACGGAUAUAACAGUGCCAGACACUAAGCUAACUGUAGAGAAACAGGGAAACACAGACUCUUCGUACUGGACCCUCUCUGGAACAAAACAAGAGUCUCACAGAGAAGGCGGAACAACACUGUCAGAGAGCAGAGAUGAGAUAGAGACACAUGAUAAGAAUAAUUCAGAAAUAUGGAACGGUGCAGCUGAUGAGGUUUCAGCAGCAUAUAGGGAUCUUAAACAGAGUAAUAGGAUCUGUCAGCCAGGAAGCUCAAGGAAACUCCGCUCCCCAGAGAAGCCGACCCUGCCAAAGAAGCCCAAUCUUUGCAUUUUGGGUCUCAUGCCAUCCCCUGAGGCCACCCAAGGACCAGGUGGGUGGAAGAGCGGUGGACAAAUCACAGCACCUUCUCCUGGGCUCAACAGCCAAUCACAGCUUCCCGCUGAUUCCUUAUGCACACUGUUGCACAGACACCUGACCCCGAGUUCACCUUCACAAAAGCACCUGACUUGCACCGCUGUUGACAAAACGAUUACUCCUGACAAAUCAGUGACGCAAACUUUACCAUCAACUGAUGACACUGUUUCACCUGUAAACACAACACCUGCCAACGUCACCGCACACUCACCUGCCAGCUCCCCUCAAAGGCAGAAGCCACCAAUUUUGCACAAGAAGCCGGAUGUCUCAUCGACUUCACCCAAAACAAACAAACUACUCACUGCAGCUAAAGAUAAAGGGGAGGCAUCACGAGGCACCACCGGGACCAGAAGCACCUUAGGGACCAUCUGCGCCACAGGGAUCAUGGCUACCACAAGGGCUAGGAACACUUUAAAUGGGACCAUGGAGAACUGUGGUACCUCAGGAACUUGGGGAACCUCUGAGACCUGUAGCAUCUACAGGAACUCAUGGGUGUGUGGAGCUACCUCCACCCAGAAUGGUAGCACCCAAACUGGGGCAACAGACCCCUGGAUCAUCAAGACAAGACUUCAUAAGGACAAUGAGAGAAUGUUUCAUAAGAGCAUUAUGAGAUCAUCGCUGGCUGAAGAUGAAGAGGAAGAGGAGCAGGAGAGGGUGGAAGAGAGGGAGAUGAAGACAACGGGGAUGAUGAUGACGUCUUCCACCGCAAGGAAAAAGGACAAAGCAAGGAAGAGGAGGAAGAGGAGGGCAGGCAGGAAGCUGCUAAUGAUGUCAUCAGCAAUGGAACCCUCCCCCUCUUCAUCGUCAUCAUCAUCAUCCUCAUCAUCUUCAUCCUCAUCUGGAGAUGAACAAGAUGUGGUGAAAGAGAGAACGAUGCCAACAAGUCAGAGGAGGAGGACAAAGACAGUAUGCAAUCAAGACACCAGUGACUCCGAGAGCUCCUGCACUCUGAUUGGUCAAAGCAGGUGCUCCCUCAGCAGUGCGCUGUCCACCGACAGCUUGCAGGGGGAGCUGUCGCUUCCAGACCUCCUGAUACAGGAGGAUGAAGAGGAAAGGAGGAGCAAGGAGGGAGCAGACAGUAGGAGGGAGGUGGUGAAGGAGGCCCAAGGACCUCCAGAUGCCGAUGUGUUCGUCAGUGUUUCGGCAGAUCAGAUGUUUGUCUCCAGUCGACCACGGACGACAGAGGAUCUGUUUGCUGUCAUCCACAGGUCUAAGAGGAAGAUGCUUGGAAGAAGGGAUGCAGAAGAUGGUAGGCUCCGUAUCUCGUCUUCUUCCUCCUCUUCUGUUUCUCCUUCGGACACACCCUCUGUCCCUCUUGCCCGUCUUACCCGACCUGCAGCACUCAGAGAUCAAAGGUCAGCGAGAAGUGAAAGCUUUAAGGCCCUGCUGCUGAGGAAGGGUAGUCGGUCUGAUUCAUCGUCUCGAAUCUCGGCUGUUGAACGGCUUGGCAUACUUGCUGCUCCUGCUGCCAUUGGUGACCUUCAGAGUGUGUCGCCACUGCCACCGCCACCGCCACCGCCACCAGACCUCCCUCAAGACAAACCCAUGAGCGUGUCCUGUACCUCAGAUACAUGUGACACUAAUACCCACCUCACUCUGGACGCACCUUUGUCCACAACGUCUCUGUGCAAUCAGAGCUUCUCCAUGAUUGGAUUCGGAUGGGGGCAAAGGGAUCUGAGCCACAAUGACCUCCUCCUCUCCUCCUCCUCCUCCUCUCAUUUCCUCUUCCUCUCCUCCUCCUCCUUGCGGCCUCGCUCCCUCACUCCCCCUUGCUCAUCCAGUCGGCGCUUUGCAGCUCGCUGCCGCCUCUACGCUGCCCCUAUGACAGCCAUCUUCGAAGGGGACAGUGAGGAGGAGGAAGAGGACGACGACGAGGUUUUCAUGAAGUCUCCAGGAACCGAAGGAGAAUCGAGCCAGAGGUUGGUCAAGACUUCCUGAUGGACAGGCGACAUUUAGAAACGCAGCUGCGAUGUGGAUCCGACAGGAAGUCCAUGGAGCAUACCUGCGUGAUGCACCUUCACCAGAAAGUCCUCCCUGAACGUGACAAGGUCUGGGUCUUCAUCUGACUAAUCAGGUUCACAAACAUGUCGCGCUGAACUCAGCUGACCUCCACCGGACUGACUUACAGCCUGAAGCAUCUUACUGAAUGUACCGAAGCACACUCGGUGACUCUCAGACUUGUCACUAGCAGCCACACUGAUGUGUCAGAAAACUACAGAAGCCUGGAAAGGACACUCCUGUGGUUACUCAAGUUGUUCCCUUAAGAUUGUGGAACCAUGAUCUCAAGAAAACAAAUACUUGUUAACUUUACCCCCAGCACCUCGAGUUUAUACACUUUAAUUUAAACUAUGGUUAUUAUCCUGCUUUUUGUAUUUUGCUUGAUUUAGUUUUUUGUUUUCCUACUCGCACAGAUGCUGAACUCACUUUCUUAUUUUGUUUGUUACUCAGUUUGUUUUACUAUCUUGCACCAGUGAGAAAUCUAAAUUAUCCAUCCUCGGUCCAGUGAACAGAUUUCCGUCUGACCAAAGAGGACGUGGAAUUAUCUCAGAUCUGGACAUAAGAAGCAUUUUCUUGAGAUCACAGAGUGAAUGUUACAAUAAUUAUAAUAUUGUAUAAUAAUAACAAUGUGUAGGCAUUUAUAUUGUAAAAGUUUUCAUGACGUCAUAAAGAAACUUCAGAUCCAUCAGAUCCGACAUUUAACAGAUUAUAAUGAGGUAAAUUCAGCAGUUUAAAGAUAGAGUCUCUGAUUCUAUUAAUAAUACCACUCAAAUCCCAAACUAACACACGCGCUCCUUCAAAAGCUCCACCCCACUAAUUCAUGGACACACAUUGCCAAGGUCACGACAGUUUGGUUUAGGCAACAGAACUACUUAAUUAGGAAAAAAUUGCAGAUGUCACUAAAAAGAAAAAGAGGCUUUGAGCAGCUUGAACGCGGCUGGAAAGGCUGCGGUGUGUCGUUACAAAAUACCCGGCUUAAGGUUUGUUGCUACAAAACACUUGCCUUUAGGUGAUUCAAACGUGGCUUGAAAUGCAGCGAUGCGUUGCUACAAAACACCCAACUUUUAGGUGUGUUGCCACACAACUCAACUUUUCAACAGCUACAAAACACAACGCUACUGAUCAAGCCACGUUAGCUUCAGUGGUUGCAGUGUGUAGCUAUAAAACAAUAGGUUUGAGUAACUUAAACACAGCUCAGUGGUGGUAUGUCGCUACAAAACACCCAGCGUUGAGGUGUGACACUACAAAACACCCGGGUUUGAGGUGGGUCGCUAUAAAACACUCGGCUUUAAAUUACUUAAAUGCAAUGGUAAACGGCUGUGCUGUCUAACUACAAAACCAUCGACUUGAGGAGCUCAAAUGCAGCUGAAAAUGCGGUGGUAUGUUGCUACAAAACACCUGGCUUUGACAUGUUUUGCUAUAAAACGGCCAGCUUUUAGGUUUGUUGCUACAAAACACUCAACUUUGAGUGGCUUAAACGUGGCUUGAAUGGCUGCAGUGUGUAGCUACAAAACAAUUGGCUUGAGUAGCUCAAAUGCAGCUGAAAAGGCAGUGGUAUGUCGCUACAAAACACCUGGCUUUGAGCUGUGUUGCUAUAAAACACCUGACUUUGAGGUGGGUCACUCCAAAUCACCCGGGUUUCUAGUAUGUUGCUAUAAACACUCAGCUUUGAGGUACAUUGCUAUAAAACACCUGGUUUUGAGUGGCACGAACUUAAUUUGUCAGUGUGUUGGACCAGAAUCAUAAACUCCACCUUUAAGCGCUAAGUUCUAAUCAUCCGAUCCUGAUUUGGGACGUUUCGAUCAGUCCGUCGUGACAUCACAUCCGAACACAAACACAUCCUGGCUGCAUAGUUUUCAAAAAAACUCAAACAAACUGGAUGUUUUUGUUUAUUCUGAUUAUUUCAAACAUUUUUGACGUCAUGCUAAGCUUCUUCUCAUUUUUAUAUGUUGUUACCAGCUGUAAGCUGAGACGCUCAUGACUGAGGGAUGUAGUUUGUCCUGAACUGUAAAUAACUCGUCUGUUUCUCUCAUGUUGCUUCUUCUACUUCUUCUGCUGCUGGAUCUUCACUUAUCGUAGCAUCUUCUUUGGUAAUGAGUCAGUUUCAAGCCUCAAAUCAGAUUAAUUUUAUAAACAGGAGUAGCAGAUAGUGAGAAGACGUAGUGGUCAGAAAGAUGAUGUAACUUUUAAGGUCGAGGCUUUGAAUUUAGGAACAUGAUUAUUGUGUGUGUGAAUGUCAGAGGUUCAGAUUUACUCUAUUAACAGUGACAUUAAUAAAGUUUAACGAGAACGAUGGAAAGAGAACGUGAGAGAAGAACAGUGACUGAAAACUGUUUGUUGGAGGUUGAAAGGUGGAGAUCAUGAAACAGAAAACGUAAAUGUAAAUAAAGAAAAGUGGAAGCAAUAAA